Molecule: messenger RNA, 1414 nt
Organism: Rhinichthys klamathensis goyatoka
Lineage: Eukaryota; Metazoa; Chordata; Actinopteri; Cypriniformes; Leuciscidae
Gene: coq9
Product: coenzyme Q9 homolog (S. cerevisiae)
Exons: 9
Coding region: 16-1005 (329 amino acids)
Biological process (GO): ubiquinone biosynthetic process
Cellular component (GO): mitochondrial inner membrane
Molecular function (GO): lipid binding
Source: RefSeq, a predicted model, not a curated record
AAUCAUAUAGCAUGCAUGCGCAGUCCGCUGUGGUUGGAUAUGGCGGCGCUGGUUAGAGGACUGAGAGCUGGAAGGGCCCUGCGGGGUCUCGGCAGCGUUGCAGUUCAAGGCACAGUCAGUCCCCAGUGCAGAAAUGUGAGACGUGGAUUCCAUUGUGCCACCCUGUUACGACUGGCCGAUGACUCUAAAAGUGGCACAUCUGUACCACCUCCAUCCUUCCAUGAGGUUCCCACAGCUGGAGAGAGCUCAUCUUCUUCAGAACCUUCAGAAGAUGGCCAGCCAAACACCAGUUAUCAAGAUCAGAGUGGCGAACACGGCGAAGACUAUGAGACGGAAGAGCAGCUCCAGGUUCGCAUCCUGACCUCGGCUCUGGAGUUCGUUCCGGAGCACGGCUGGACUGUGGAGGCCAUCGCAGCUGGAGCAGAGACUCUUGGCCUGUCAUCAGCUUCCACUGGGAUGUUCAACAAUGGGGCAGGAGACUUGGUCCUGCAUUUCGUUGCACAGUGUAACGCUCAACUUGCCGAGACAUUGGCAGAGCAACAUAACCUGGUCCAGCUUGGCCAGGCGGAAUCAAAGGAAACUGCAGAGUUUCUGAGAGACGCAGUAGAGAUGAGACUGCGGAUGUUGAUUCCUUAUAUUGACACAUGGCCUCAGGCCAUGAGCAUCCUACUACUGCCACACAACAUCCCCGACAGCCUGAAGCACCUGUCCACGAUGGUGGAUGACAUCUGGUACUACGCAGGCGAUCGCUCGACAGACAUGAACUGGUACACGCGGCGGGCGGCACUGACGGGGAUCUAUAACACCACAGAGCUGGUGAUGGUGCAGGACUCGUCUCCUGACCUUGAAGAGACAUGGGCCUUCCUCGACAAUCGCAUAAAGGAUGUAGUUAACAUGGCGAACACGGCUAAACAGGUGCAAGCCACAGGAGAAGCCGUGGUUCAGGGACUCAUGGGAGCCGCAAUUACGCUGAAGAACCUAACAGGGAUGAAUCAGAGACGAUGAGUUUCUUCUGAUGUUCCUGCCUUUGUUUUGUCUUGUCUUCCACUCGACCCCUCAGCCGAGCAGCGCAAAUGUCUGACAGCUCACUCACCCGCUCUUAACCAACUAAACAUGAUAACAUGAUCACAAAGAAAGUGUUUGUGCUACGAUACAGGGUUGAUAAUCACACCCGUAGCACUUUUAAAUGGGUCAGCUGUGCCAUACCUAAUACCUCUGUUAUGUUUGUAUCGUAACCCGAGCCCAAUGAGGAGCCAGUUUUCCUUUCAGGCAUUGUAGUCUGCUGCCACACUCUCUGCAUUUGUAAAAAGAAAAAAGAAAGAAUAUGAGUGUAAAUUCUAUUUGAGAGUCCUAUGUUCAUAACGUUUGUGUCUGACUCAUUGGUGAAAAAAAAUAAAGGGUAACCUAUUUACAG